CGCGAAGCGGAGACGGCGACGGCGGCCGUGCCUCCGCGCGGGCGCGCGGGCAUGCGGACACCCACUCGGCCGGUCCCGGCGUCCCGGCUCCCGGAAGCGGAAGGGGAGCGCGGCCCGGCCUGGGCGGCGGAGGCGCGGGGCCGAGUGGAGAGCUGCGGAGCGGGCGGCGUAUUCAUAGGUACUCACAGGGAACUGUUAAUGACGGGAGGCCCAUAUGAUGGAAUAAGUAAAUAAAGAAAUAAAUAAAAGAAUGACUCAAGAAGAUACUACUUCUCAAUGCAAGUGCCAGACAAAGUACACCUCAUCUCAGUGAAUUUGCAAGUGGAGUUGGGAGUUUCUAAGGAUGAGAGAAGAGGAUUGUCGUGGGUUGGCAGGCAGUUCUAGGGCUGCAGAAUGGGUCUUCGGAUUCACUUUGUUGUUGACCCACAUGGUUGGUGCUGCAUGGGUUUGAUUGUCUUUGUCUGGCUAUACAAUAUUGUUUUAAUUCCCAAAAUUGUCCUCUUUCCUCACUAUGAAGAAGGACAUAUUCCAGGCAUUUUAAUAAUAAUAUUCUAUGGCAUUUCCAUAUUCUGUCUGGUUGCCUUAGUGAGGGCCUCCUUAACUGAUCCUGGAAGACUCCCUGAAAACCCGAAGAUCCCACAUGCAGAACGGGAGCUCUGGGAGCUAUGCAACAAGUGUAAUCUGAUGAGGCCAAAGCGUUCCCAUCACUGCAGCCGCUGUGGCCACUGUGUGAGGAGGAUGGACCACCACUGUCCUUGGAUAAACAACUGUGUGGGCGAGGACAAUCACUGGCUCUUUCUGCAGCUCUGCUUCUACACCGAGCUUCUCACUUGCUACGCACUGAUGUUUUCUUUCUGCCACUACUAUUACUUUCUCCCACUGAAAAAGCGCAAUUUGGACCUCUUUGUUGUUCGGCAUGAGCUGGCUAUCAUGAGACUAGCUGCCUUUAUGGGCAUUACUAUGUUAGUUGGAAUAACAGGACUCUUUUAUACACAACUGAUUGGCAUCAUCACAGAUACAACAUCUAUUGAAAAGAUGUCAAACUGUUGUGAAGAAAUAUCGCGGCCCCGGAAGCCAUGGCAGCAGACCUUCUCAGAAGUGUUUGGCACUCGUUGGAAGAUCCUGUGGUUCAUUCCUUUCAGGCAGAGGCAGCCACUGCGCGUUCCCUACCACUUUGCCAAUCACGUCUAAACAGAUGGAUGGUGGGCACAGAUGGGUCCUCCAGGCUGGAAAUGCGUUACAGGUUUUAGGAGAAUAGAACUAUGACAGUCUUCAAGUCAAUUAAAAUCCACCCACCAAUCUUAGGCAUCAUUAUGUGCCCCAGGCUUUAUUUUAAUAGUGAUCUUGAUCCUGUUGUGGGACUAAUACAAGAUCUACAUUUAAGUUUUAAAAGCAUGUUUACUUUCAAAUUAGCCCUCCUCUAGGAUUUCUUUCAAUGCUUUUGUUACUAAACUCAAAAGGCAGUGAUUUGGAUGAAAAAAUUGUACAUACAUUUCCUUCAGCACUCACAGUAUUUUAAAUUUUAAUUUAUAGGAAAUUUGAGGUGUUUAAUGUUUACCGUUAAGCAGUACUAACCAAAUUUGGAUUUAAUUCUUCAGGUUUACAAAACUUAAUACACUUUCUUAUGUGUAAAUUUUCUUUUUUGAAUAUGUUAAAAUGCUUUUCACUACUUCCUUUUAUAUGUGCUGCAGGGUUCUAACAUGCAGUGUAGGGUGAACAACAAAGGGCAGUGCUGGCCUAGGAGCAGCUCUUUGAGCCUUCCUUCUUUCCUGCUCAUCAGAAGCGAAGUACGGUACACAAGUGGUGCACCAACCACUUCCUUAUUAUAAAGGAGAACUUAGCUUUCCCUUCCACUGUGAUUAGGGAUUGUUACUAGAAUGUUUGCUCCCAGGAAAAAAUUAGUGACCAGUUAGGCAUAUAUUCCUAUUUUGCCCUAAGAUUCUAACGACUGAAAAGAAUAGGAAGUUUGCAAUAAUUCCAGUUACUUCUUCAAGUGCAGUUAUAUCAGAAUGCAGAUGUUUUAAAAUGCUAGUAUAACUGGAUGGUGUGUAAUACACAGUAUACAAAGGAAUACUGUGUUUUAAAGUAUCUAUAUUUUUACUUACCUGCCAGUAGUCCUCACUGUACACAUUGAUGGUUUAUAUAUUAUAUAAUAGAUACUGGUCAACUCAGAUCAAAGUUUAAAAGUAGGUCAUUAACUUUAUAUAUCAGUAAUCACCCAGGUUGAAAUUGAAUUUCCAUUGCCCAGUUAUGAUUUACUUCACUCUAGAGACCUUUUAUUAAUAGCUGAUGCCAGGAAAUUAUCUUAAAGAAGAAUGGUCCAGGGUAGUGAUGGUCCUUGACAUGGAGCCUUUUUGUGUGUGAAAACAUUUUGUAUAAUUUAAUUUUUUCAUUUAAAACACUGCAAAUCCAUAUGUUUGAAAAGUGUGUGUGCUAGUGGUCUUUCCCUUGAAAAUAAUAGUGAAGAAACCUACUACUCCUGAACCAUAUACAUACUUUUCUUAAGGUCAUUGUAAAGUACAGAAUCAUAGCUGGGAAAUGCUGAGACAGAAAUCAUUAUUGUUAGCCAGUCAGCUGUACUAUGGCUAGUUCUUUCAGAUACUGUAAAUGUCUUAUAAAAUAUUCUGAAGUAAUAGAAUAAGCUCUUUUCAGAAAUAUUAAUGCCAUAUUUUCAUGUUCUAAUUAUGUUUAUUAUUUAAGGUCUUAGAAGUGGCAGAUGAAAAUAUUUAUUGGUGCUAAGACAUUUAGUAAGUUUAAUAUAAGAAACAUUUAUAAAGGUUAGGAAACAUAAAAUUAGUAUGUUUAUUUUAAGCAAAGGGGUUGGAUUUUGUGCAAGCUGAUUGACUAAAUUGGCUGAUGACAGAUUCUCAAAGGAAGUGGUGUAUAGAUCAUGUAGGGAGAUGCAAGUGGAUGCCUUCAGCUGUAUAUACUCUGUUCACAUAAGACCUUGGGCAUCCUUAGCAGAGCCAAAUCAAGGCUGCUAUGGAGCUUUGUAGCUAUGACGCAGGUAAUGGGAACGGUCUCUUCCCAUGCUGAGGAUUUGUGGGUAUGGCUUUCUUAGGUUUUCCACUUCUAGGGCACAUCCUCUUCCCUUUGUCUUUACUCUCCCGGGUCCUGAUCCUCUCUGCAGUUUCCUUGAGUCAUUGGACUACAAACUAAUGCACUAGUUUGAGCUACAGAAAUGCUACUAUCAAUGUAUUUACAUAAUCUAUAUUGCAGUAUAUCUAUAUAUACUUAUGCAGUAUUGUCAAAUGUAUGUCUGACCCCACAAGGGGUUUGUAAUCAUUGUUAGAUUCCUGAAGAAACGCCUAUUGGCCAUGUCCUAGGGAUUAAGCUCCUAUGUUCUUCCUGCGCCCUCUUUUGGCUAAUUGAUGUAAUUAUACUGGCUCUAGGCUUUCACUGUCCUGUUAGUGGGUUGUAUCUCCAAUCUGUGAACAUGUCAGAGGUACACACUUACGGGAAUAUAUGGAGAAAAGUGUAAAAUUUUAUGAAAAUUGAAAACGAAUGUGUUACUGUUGGUGAUGCUCCUUGGAGGUAAAUUACUUGGCUUCAUGUAUGUGUAUUCUUGUAUACUUUACUGUUAAUCACAAAUUUAGAUUAGGAUAAGCUAUUUCAUAUUUUACUUUAAACCUUAUUUUGGUAAUUUAAUUUGUUAUCAUUAUGAAAACUUACUUUAAAAUUACUAUUUUAUUACAGAACAAAACACUUAUUACAAUUACUGUGGCAACUAUGUUAUCCAGUGUGUGAAUAUCUAAAAAAUACAUUUAAUUUUUCAAUUCAGUUUUUGAAUGGUCUCAUAAUACACAGACUCAAUUGCCUUAAAAUAAUUAAUAAUUGAUUAAUAACACUAUUUUUUUCUUUGCUUUUUAAGAAACCUUCUCAGAGUUAAACCUGUAGAUUCCAUAGUCGCCUCCCUUGUCACUCUGAAUAGCCCUGGGUAUGACUGCGUGUGUGGUGUGCUGGAAAACAACUAGCUGUGAGAUUGCCUUUCAGUCUAUAUAUUACGUUGAAGUAUUUAUUUAUAAGUUUCUCAUUUAAGUUUAGCAAAAUGUGUGUUAAACGAUAUUUUUACAUUAGCAGAAUCAUUUUUUGGGCUUCUGGAGUUAAAAUAUUAAUUCCUGGGCUGCAGUUACACUUGGUAAACAAUUAGGGUUGGGCCUGCAAGGUGGCUCAGCACAGAAAGGCAUUUGCUGUGGUGACCAGAUUGUUUCCAGAACCCAUUUAGAGGUGAAGGUGAAGAAAAAAAACAAAACAAAAACCAAACCUGACUCCACAGAGUUAUUUUUUGACCUCUAUAAAUAUGGCACACAGGCUCCCUCCCCAGCAUCAUGGGUGUGUGUUUCUUUCUCUUUCUCUCUGUCUCUCUCUGUCUCUUUCUCUGUC
Molecule: messenger RNA, 4383 nt
Organism: Onychomys torridus (southern grasshopper mouse)
Lineage: Eukaryota; Metazoa; Chordata; Mammalia; Rodentia; Cricetidae
Gene: Zdhhc21
Product: zinc finger DHHC-type palmitoyltransferase 21
Exons: 10
Coding region: 394-1191 (265 amino acids)
Biological process (GO): peptidyl-L-cysteine S-palmitoylation; protein targeting to membrane
Cellular component (GO): endoplasmic reticulum; Golgi apparatus
Molecular function (GO): protein-cysteine S-palmitoyltransferase activity
Source: RefSeq, a predicted model, not a curated record